CACCUUCCACGCAGAGGAGGAAGAUUUCCGAGGAGCCCAGCCGCCUGAACUGCAGCCUUACAGCACAGCUGAAGAGAGCCCGGCAGCCAUGGGUGAGACCACCGAGAACUCCUUGGAGAGCAGCCUACGGCGGCUAAAGUGCCAUUUCACCUGGAACUUGUUAGAGGGAGAAAAGUCCUUGGAUGAUUUUGAAGACAGAGUGUGUCACCGGACUGAGCUGCAGAACAGUGAGUUCAAAGCUACAAUGAGCAACUUGCUGGCCUACAUAAAACACCACCGAGGCCAAGACGAGGAGGCGCUGGAAUGCUUACGGGAAGCCGAAAGGUUAAUCCAGCAACAGUACCCUGGCCAAGCGGAAAUCCGAAGUCUGGUCACCUGGGGCAACUAUGCCUGGGUCUACUAUCACAUGGGCAGACGCUCAGACGCUCAAGUGUAUGUAGACAAGGUCAGAGAAGUGUGCAAGAAGUUUUCCAGCCCCUACAGAAUGGAGAGCCCUGAGAUGGAUUGUGAGGAAGGGUGGUCACUGUUGAAGUGUGGAGGAAAGUACACGGAAAGGGCAAAGGUGUGUUUUGAGAAGUGUAUGGAAAAGACCCCGAAUAACCCAGAAUUUGCCUCUGGACUGGCAAUCUCCAGCUACUGUCUGGAUCAAUGGCCAGCGCCUCAGAAUCCCCUUGAUGCACUGAGGGAAGCCAUUCAACUAAAUCCUGACAACCAGUAUAUUAAAGUGCUGCUGGCUCUGAAACUUCAAAGGAUGAACCAGGAAAGUGAAGGAGAAAGGUUAGUUGAAGAGGCUGUGGAGAAGGCCCCGUGUGCAACAGAUGUGCUUCAAGGGGCAGCCAUGCUGUACCGGAAAAAAAAUGACCUGGACAAAGCUAUCGAAAUGCUUCAGAAGGCAAUAGAAGGCUCCCCAGACAAUGCCUACCUGCAUUACCACAUUGGGGAGUGCUACAGGGCAAAAGUCUGCGAGUUGCAGAAAAGAGGUCAGAACGAAAUGCAGGUCCAGGAACUCAUAGGGCUCGCGGUGGAUCAUUUGAAGAGAGCCGAUGAGCUCAAUGGAAACCUCGCCAAUGUCGGCUCCCAUCUUGCCUGCCUGUGUGCACAGGCAGGUCGGUAUGAAGAAGCAGAGCAUUACUUCCAAAAAGAGCUGAGCAGAGAGCUCUCGCCCGUAGAUAGGCAAGUGCUCCAUCUACGGUGUGGCAACUUUCAGUGGUUCCACAUGCAUUGUGAGAGCAAGGCCAUCCACCACUAUAUGGAGGGUGCGAAAAUAAGUCAGGACCCGAGGGUGACAGAAAAGAUUAAAAACAGGCUUCAAACUAUUGCCAACAGGCUUUCUAAAUAUAGCGAUGAUCCCAAAGCUUUGUAUAUCUUGGCAUUUAUUCAGGAGCUGGGUGAAAAAAGGUGUCCAGCAGAUGAAAACCAGGAGAGGGAUUUGGACUCUGGACGCCUCAGCCCUUCAGCAUCUUUAGCAGAUGAAUGAGAAAUCAGGGUGUGGUGCCCAUAGGGCUGCUCCUGGGAGGGAGCUGAAACCCCCUCCUCGCAGCUGGAAUCAAAAUAUUUAACAACAGGUAUGGCAUAGGCAUGGACUCAGACACUGGCCGCACUGGAUUGGGGUUAUGGAAGAACUCUGUUGGGCCAAGUCUUAAGACUUUCAUUGCUCAGGGAGUUCCAGAAGGACUAGAUUGGUGGUGGUGGUGGGGGGGGCUUGGUAAAAGGGCUAUUUCCCAUUGACAUCUGUCACACUGGUCCAUUUUUGUAAUGCUUUUCCAUCACUGCAGUUAUUUGAGGUCCUGUACAGGAAUGUGCUAUGUCCAUCCAAAGACUGGAGGCCAGAGCUUAGUUAGAUGGGGCUGGGUGUGCUCGCUCUCUCACUUCUGCCUUCUUUCUCCUUUGCCCCAGAUUAUCAUUAAUCUAGAAAGUCCUACACAAAGGCAGUUCAAAUGUCCUGUUAACCAAGGUGGGAACAUAGUUUGAAAAAUAGCAGGCAGUAAGUCAAAUCCAGAAGGAACAUAUCCCGGGGAAAUAAUGGGGUCAAUCACACUACGGAGGUGCAGGAGGCACAUG
Messenger RNA from Miniopterus natalensis, 2061 nucleotides. It is a transcript of the gene IFIT2, whose product is annotated as interferon induced protein with tetratricopeptide repeats 2. Gene Ontology annotation, cellular component: cytosol. The record is from RefSeq and is a predicted model, not a curated record. NCBI's taxonomy places the organism in Eukaryota, Metazoa, Chordata, Mammalia, Chiroptera, Miniopteridae. Gene Ontology annotation, biological process: defense response to virus. Gene Ontology annotation, molecular function: protein binding.